This is a messenger RNA of Acanthopagrus latus (yellowfin seabream), 1256 nucleotides long. RefSeq names its product inositol monophosphatase 1-like. Bases 286 to 1158 code for a protein of 290 amino acids. The transcript has 9 exons. The record is from RefSeq and is a predicted model, not a curated record. Gene Ontology annotation, molecular function: inositol monophosphate 1-phosphatase activity. Lineage: Eukaryota; Metazoa; Chordata; Actinopteri; Spariformes; Sparidae. Gene Ontology annotation, biological process: inositol metabolic process; signal transduction; phosphatidylinositol phosphate biosynthetic process.
CAAACUACACUUUCCUCAGAGAAACCAAGUGAGGAACUGUGACGCUGAGGAAGAUGAGGAGGAGGAAGAUGGCAUCGGGGGGAGGAGCCUGCUGACCCAUCUGAGCCGCCAUUGGCUGGUUGUUUCACAGGGAGGUGGAAGCUGAGCUCUGAUUGGCUGACAGAUGUGUAAAAAGAGAAAAGAGUUCAGAGCAGUUCAGAAAGUUUUUCUUCUUCAGAAGCUCUCUCAAUCCCAGGUGGUCUCACUCUUUUGUGGCACUACAUCUUCAUCAUCACUAUCUUCAUCAUGGCUGACUGGACCGACUGUCUGAACUUUGGCAUCUCUGUCACCAAACAGGCCAGUGAGAUUGUUCUGUCGGCAUUUCAGCAGCAAAAAGAAGUGAAGCUGAAAAGUUCUGCCGCUGAUCUGGUGACAGAAACAGAUCAACGAGUCGAGAAGAUCCUGAUCUCCAACAUCAGGAACCGAUACCCACAACACAGGUUCAUUGGGGAGGAGUCUGUUGCUGCAGGUGAGCGUCUGGAGCUGACUGACAGUCCCACCUGGAUCAUCGACCCCAUCGAUGGGACUGUUAACUUCGUACACAGGUUUCCAUUUGUGGCCAUUUCCAUCGCCUUCACCGUCAACAAGCAGACGGAGUUUGGGAUUGUGUACAGCUGUGUGGAGGACAAACUGUUCUACGCUCAGAGAGGAAGAGGAGCGUUCCUGAACGGAGAGCCACUGCACGCUUCCGGGCAGGAAGACGUCAGUAAGUGUGUGGUGGUGACAGAGAUUGGGGCGGAGCGUGAUGACCUCGCCUUGUCCACCAUGACCUCCAACAUCUUCAGACUGCUGCAACUACCUGUACACGGCGUGCGUGCAUUGGGGACGGCAGCGGUCGACAUGUGUCAGGUGGCGACAGGUGGAGCCGAUGCCUACUAUCACAUCGGGAUGCACUGCUGGGACAUUGCUGCCUCUGCUCUCAUUGUUCAGGAAGCUGGAGGUGUUGUCACGGAUACGGAUGGCUCAGAGUUCGACAUGAUGUCCAGGAGAGUCAUUGCCGCCAGCUCCUCCGCUGUGGCCAGUCGCAUCGCUCAGGUCAUCCAGGCAUUCCCCUGUCGCCAUGAUGACGAGGAUCCCUGCAAGUGUGUGUGUGGAGCUGCAGGCGUGAAUGGAGUGUAGGUCAUCUGACACCAGUCUGAUGGUGUAGCUUCAGCAAAAUGUUAUCAUGUUGUGUGACAUGAUUAAAAAACCUUAAAUAAACCUGAAAACACCUGUAA